AUGGAGCCGCGACUGGUGGGCCCCGGGCCCUACCGGGCAACCCGGCUGUGGAAUGAGACCAUUGAACUCUUUCGUGAAGGGAUGCCAUUACGGAGGCAUCGUAGUCUUUUCAAAAACUAUGAGUGUUGCUUCAAAGCCUCAGAGGCAGUAGACUGGUUACAUGAACUGCUCAGAUGUAACCAAAACUUUGGCCCAGAAGUGACACGUAAUCAAACAAUUCAGCUGCUUAAAAAAUUUCUGAAGAAUCAUGUUGUUGAAGAUAUCAAAGGAAGAUGGGGCAAGGAAGACUUUGAGGACGACAGUCAUUUAUAUAGGUUUCCUCCUUCCUCACCACUGAAACCAUAUCCAACAAGGCCUCCAUAUAGAAAGGAAGUAAUUAAAUUUCCAGACUGGAAUGUUCCUGAAGCAGGCACUUCCCAAGAACACAUCCCAGUGAAGCCUCUCAUGAUGAAUUCUGAAAUGUGGUUCAAACGUCACAGUAUAGCAAUAGGAGAAGUACCAGCUUGCAGACUUGUGCACCGCCAAGAGUUAACACAGUCAAAUAUAGAAGAGAGAUGGAAAUCCAUGACGCUAUCACAUUUGCAAAAAGUUUUGGGUCUGGAUUCUCUGGAUGAAGUAUUGGAUACAAAACUUGUGAACCCAAAGCAUAUCAUCCACAAUGUGUACAAUGUCAAUGAACAGGGCAUCGUCAUUUUGGAAGACAAAACAAAAGAGCUACCUCAUUGGGUACUGUCAGCAAUGAAGUGUCUAGCAAACUGGCCCAGUUGUUCAGAUUUGAAGCAACCUACAUACAUAGGAUUUGAAAGAGAUGUCUUCAAAACGAUUGCAGACUACUAUGGCCAGAUGAAGGAACCUCUACUCACAUUUCAUCUUUUUGAUGUUUUCGUCAGUGUGUUAGGUCUGCUGCAGAAAAACAAAAAGGCCAUUGAAGCACUUCGGGUUUCCUGUCUUCUGCUGCCACCAGAAAAUCGGAAAAAGCUGCAACUGCUGAUGAAGAUGAUGGCAAAGAUCAGCCUCAACAAAAAUCUGCCACCUCUUUGUGACACAGCUGGGACCAGAACACUAAUGGUUCAAGCGUUUUCUCAUUGCAUCCUCUGCUCUAGAGAUGAAGUGGAUUUGGAUGAACUGCUUGCUGCUAAACUAGUAACAUUCCUGAUGGACAAUUGCCAAGAGAUCUUGAAUGUUCCCUCCUCCUUACAGAGGGUCAUAGAGGAGCAUGUAGUACAUCUCCGAAGAGUCCAGAUAAAAUAUGCAGACGCUGAUACUGAUACAACUCUUCCUGCUCCGUCGUUUUGUCGCCAAAUCAGUACAGAUGAAUUUGAAUACCAAAGAGUAAAUGGCUCUCAAGAACCACUGUCAGCUCUGUUGGAAGAAAUUACAAUGAAUAAAGAAAUAUCUGUCAAAGAGAAGAAGAAGAAGCUGAAGCAGUUUCAGAAAUCCUACCCUGAAGUGUAUAAAGAACGAUUUCCUACUCCUGAAAGUGAGGCAGUGCUGUUUCCGGAAAAAAAUAAACAGAAACCGCAACUGCUGAUGUGGGCAUUGAAAAAGCCUUUUCAACCAUUUCAAAGAACCAGAAGCUUUCGAAUGUAA
This is a messenger RNA of Emys orbicularis (European pond turtle), 1590 nucleotides long. It is a transcript of the gene DEPDC1B, whose product is annotated as DEP domain containing 1B. The record is from RefSeq and is a predicted model, not a curated record. The transcript is spliced from 11 exons. The coding region runs from base 1 to 1590 and encodes 529 amino acids. Gene Ontology annotation, biological process: positive regulation of Wnt signaling pathway; intracellular signal transduction. NCBI's taxonomy places the organism in Eukaryota, Metazoa, Chordata, Testudines, Emydidae.